This is a messenger RNA of Anolis carolinensis (green anole), 1580 nucleotides long. RefSeq names its product vitronectin (gene vtn). Gene Ontology annotation, molecular function: extracellular matrix binding; scavenger receptor activity; polysaccharide binding. The transcript is spliced from 9 exons. Lineage: Eukaryota; Metazoa; Chordata; Lepidosauria; Squamata; Anolidae. Bases 175 to 1524 code for a protein of 449 amino acids. Gene Ontology annotation, biological process: cell-matrix adhesion; immune response; cell adhesion mediated by integrin. The record is from RefSeq and is a predicted model, not a curated record.
UGCUAUAGAGUCGCCCUGGUGGACCCAGAGAUCUCUAGAGCGGAUCCCUUAAUCCGAUGAUAAAGGAGCAACACCGAGAGAUAACAACAUCUCGGAAGGACAGACAGACGGACGGCAACGCCUCAGACCCCCUUCGGAAAGGCAAGGCCAGACGGAGCUGGACAGUCGCCCGCCAUGAGGGUCCUGGGCCUGGCGCUGACCCUCGGCUGCGUCCUGGGAGCCUUUGGAGCAGAAGAGUCUUGCGAGGGCCGCUGCGACAAGGGCUUUGAUGCGGCGCGCAAGUGCCAAUGCGAUGACCUCUGCGCCUACUACCAGAGCUGCUGCGAGGACUACUUCACCACCUGCCGGUCCAAAGAGACCCGGGGGGACGUCUUCCUGCAGCCGGAGGAUGAUUAUUUGGACUACGAGGAUCCUCCCAACGUCACCGCGUCCGUGAUCCCGACCACCUCUGCGGCUUACGGCACUCCUGGGGACGUCUUUGAAUACCACUGGACGGAGACCCCUGAAUUGGGGGCCUCUGCGGGGACCCCAAAACCCCCCACGGAGACCCCCACGAUUGUGGUGACGGAGGAGGAAGAGGAAUAUCUUUGCAGCGGGAAGCCCUUCGACGCCUUCACCAGCCUCAAGAACGGGUCCAUCUUCGCCUUCCGGGGGAAAUACGUCUACGAACUGGAUGAGAAGAGCGCCGUGCCGGGGUACCCCAAGCGCAUCCGGGACGUCUGGGGCAUCGAGGGGCCCCUGGACGCGGCCUUCACCCGCAUCAACUGCGAGGGCAAGACCUACCUUUUCCAGGGAAACCAAUACUGGCGCUUUGCCGACGGCGUCCUGGAGCCCGAGUUCCCGCGGAAUAUUUCCGACGGGUUUAAAGGCAUCCCGGACGAUUUGGAUGCCGCCUUUGCUCUUCCGGCCCAGAAUUACUUCUCCAGCGAAAGGGUCUAUUUCUUCAAAGGGCGCCAAUACUGGUCCUACGACUUUGCCCACCAACCCAGCCGCCAGGAGUGCGAGGAGACGGCCCCGUCGGUGGUCUUUGGCCAUUACGCCCAGAUGCAGGACCACGACUUCGAGGACAUCUUCCAGAUCCUCUUCGGCGGAGUCCGGCGCAGUGGUGCCAGCCGCCCGAGGCCCAUCUUCCGCGACUGGCGUGGCCUCCCGGGGCGCCUGGACGCGGCCAUGCUGGGCCGGCUGUACGUGGCCCCGAAGGCGAAUCCCGCCCGCCGGCGCCUGCACCGCAAGCCCUCCCGCCGGCACCGCAAGAAGUACCGCCGGCGCCAGGGCUGGGGACGAUGGGACCCGCUGUGGGACUGGCUGCCGCAGGAGAGCUCCGAGUCGGGCGAGGCGGCGGACUGGUUCCUGGGCAGCGACUCUCCCUGCCAGCCGCUCCAGAGCGUCUACUUCUUCGUGGAGGAUAAGUAUUACCGGCUCAACCUCCGGACCCGAAGGGUGGAUUGGGUCUAUCCCAAAUAUCCCCGCCCCAUUGCCAAGUAUUGGCUGGGAUGCCCUUCCGAAGAAGACGAUCUGGCUUGAAGUUCGGACAGAAAACCGAGAGCGGUCCAAUAAAGAGUGUUUUUCCCCCCCUCCUC